Molecule: messenger RNA, 2480 nt
Organism: Rhinopithecus roxellana (golden snub-nosed monkey)
Lineage: Eukaryota; Metazoa; Chordata; Mammalia; Primates; Cercopithecidae
Gene: MSLN
Product: mesothelin
Exons: 15
Coding region: 597-2363 (588 amino acids)
Biological process (GO): cell-matrix adhesion
Cellular component (GO): cell surface
Source: RefSeq, a predicted model, not a curated record
GUGUGGAUGGAAUCUGCACCUUCCAUCUGGAGAACUGGGGCCGCCCCAGGCUGGGCUUCCAGCACCUGAGCGAUGGUCAGGCUUCAGCGGGACGCAGAUUUCACCCCCCAGGGCACACACAGACCCAUGGGUUGGGCAGCGGCAGUCCUAAGGCCGCGCAGGUGCCUCCAUGUCCCCAGCCCAGCCCUCCUGCAGGUGUCAAGGAUGCAGAUUCCAGGGCCCGCCGUGGCCUGCAGAGGCCCCUCAGAGCAGGAAGGGCCAGGCUCCCAGGGAGCCCGAACCCCACGUGCUGAGGUCCUUGGGUCACAUGGAACUGGGGUGGGGACUGCCCAGCUCUCCUGUGAUCCCAUGGCCGCAUUUCCCGCCUGCCUUCACGCACCCCAAGGGCUGGGGGUCCCACCCACCACCCAUUUUCUGGCAGGGGAGGUCUUUUUUCUUCCACUUUCUCAAGGUGUUCAGAGCCUCAGGGGCCUCCCCACUUCCUCUGGGACCUGGGGGAGUAGAGUCCGUCACCGGGAGGCUCUGUGGCUCCUGAGACCUUCCCCAGUGGCCAGGCUGACCAGGCAGGCUCUGCCUGUGGACAGGGGCAGCUGAGCAUGAGUGUGUUACCCCCAUUUCUGAGCUGUGGGUGGACCCACCAGGCCUGGCCAAGGUUUUCAGGAGGCAGCUCUAUUUUACCCAGCCAUGGUGGCCUCCCUGAAAGGGGUGUGUGUAGAAGCUGGUUCCCUCUCCUGCGGGCCCCACCCCACCCCAGGAGGACAAUUCUUGUUCAGGGAGGGUCUCCCCACCCACUUCCCCACCCCACACUGGCCCACAGGCCUCCGGGCCCCACCCUAGGGAGUACAAGGGGAUCCCCAGGCUGCUCACUGGCCCAGCCCUGCCCACCUGGGCUGCACCUUAAAGUGGGCUCAGGGAGGCCGUGUGGCCCCAAGAGGCUGAAACAGACCAUGGCCUUGCCAACGACUCGACCCCUGUUGGGGUCCUGUGGGACCCCCGCCCUUGGCAGCCUCCUGUUCCUGCUCUUCAGCCUCGGAUGGGUGCAACCCUCGAGGGCCUUGGCUGGAGAGACAACGCAGGGAGCUGGUCUGAGCCAUGUACAGCAGGCCCUGUGCCCCCAGGAGGCUGCGCCCCUGGAUGGAGUCCUGACCAAUGCACCUAACAUUGCCAGCCUCUCCCCACGCCAACUCCUUGGCUUCACAUGUGCGGAGGUGUCUGGCCUGAGCACGGAGCUUGUCCAGGAGCUGGCUGUGGCCUUGGGACAGAAGAAUGUCAAGCUCUCAGCAGAGCAGCUGCGCUGUCUGGCUCACCGACUCUCUGAGCCCCCCGAGGACCUGGACGCCCUCCCGCUGGACCUGCUGCUAUUCCUCAACCCAGACGCGUUCUUGGGGCCCCAGGCCUGCACCCACUUCUUCUCCCGCGUCACGAAGGCCAACGUGGACCUGCUCCCACGGGGGGCUCCUGAGAGACAGCGGCUGCUGCCUGCGGCUCUGGCCUGCUGGGGUGUGCAGGGGUCUCUGCUGAGCGAGGCUGAUGUACAGGCUCUGGGAGGCCUGGCUUGCGACCUGCCUGGGCGCUUUGUGGCCAAGUCGGCAGAAGUGGUGCUACCCCGGCUGGUGCGCUGCCUGGGACCCCUGGACCAGGACCAGCAGGAAGCAGCAAGGGCGGCUCUGCAGAGAGGAGGACCCCCCUACGGCCCCCCGUCAACGUGGUCUGUCUCCACCCUGGACGCUCUGCAGGGCCUGCUGCCUGUGCUGGGCCAGCCCAUCAUCCACAGCAUCCCGCAGGGCAUCGUGGCCGCAUGGCGGCAACGCUCCUCUCGGGACCCAUCCUGGCGGCAGCCUGAACAGACCGUCCUCCGGCCGAGGUUCCGGCGGGACGUGGAGAGGACAACCUGUCCCCCAGACAAGGAGGCCCGCGAGAUAGAUGAGAACCUCAUCUUCUACAAGAAGUGGGAGCUGGAAGCCUGCGUGGAUGCGGCCCUGCUGGCCACCCAGAUGGACCGCGUGAACGCCAUUCCCUUCACCUACGAGCAACUGGACGUCCUAAAGCAUAAACUGGAUGAGCUCUACCCACAAGGCUACCCCGAGUCUGUGAUCCGGCACCUGGGCCACCUCUUCCUCAAGAUGAGCCCUGAGGACAUUCGCAAAUGGAACGUGACGUCCCUGGAGACCCUGAAGGCUCUGCUCAAAGUCAGCAAGGGGCAUGAAAUGAGUACUCAGGUGGCCACCCUGAUUGACCGCUUUGUGAUGGGAAGGGGCCAGCUAGACAAAGACACCCUGGACACCCUGACCGCCUUCUGCCCCGGGUGCCUGUGCUCCCUCAGCCCUGAGCAGCUGAGCUCCAUGCCCCCCAGCAUCAUCUGAACCUGAGCGGGUCCGAAUACUUCGUGAAGAUCCGGUCUUUCCUGGGUGGGGCCUCCACGGAGGAUUUGAAGGCUCUCAGUCAGCAGAAUGUGAGCAUGGACUUGGCCACGUUCAUGA